Molecule: messenger RNA, 7546 nt
Organism: Vitrella brassicaformis
Lineage: Eukaryota; Vitrellaceae
Source: the annotation of a GenBank genome assembly
AUGUUCCCAGGCCAUUCGACGCUGUUUGCCCUCCUCAUCUGUGCUGUGCUGAUUCCACAUACAAGGGGUAUAUCCCACUCACAGUGCACCAUAACAAACAGCACCAGAAAUGUUUGCUUUUCGCCUGUGUGCAUUUCAUUGGCAGCUGUGUGUGGCGACGGCGUUCGGGGUGGGGACGACUGUGAUGACGGGAAUGAGGUUGACGGGGAUGGCUGCUCGGGGGCGUGCACCAUCGAGACCGGCUAUGAGUGCGACCCCAACAGCAAUCCAUCCAUGUGUGCCUCAACAUGCGUUGGGGAGAGCGCCCUCAUAGUCUGGAGCCCUCCCAAUAGACGUUACAGCGGCAGCAAUGUUCUCGACCCCGGAAAGCAGUACAAGGUGCCGAAUAAGGAAGAAUGUGCCCGUCUGUGCCUGUCGAGACACGACUGUGCUGUUUUCGAGUGGAAGAGCCCGACCGACCUGUGCGCCAUGGCUGGAACAAGCAACCUAGCGGACAACCCAGAGACGGCAACGUUCUCCGGUCGUAAGGUUUGUGUGGAGCAGUGCAGCGCUAUCGAUCGGCCUGAAGAGGAAUGCUAUAGUGAGCAAACACAACCGCCACAACCAGAGAGACACAGGUGUGUUGGGUGUGCCAUUUGGUUGGUUUGUUGUGUGUGUAGGUUUUCCCUGCCGCAUCGAGUGGGAGUGGCAUAUGGUGCCCAACUUUACCGGCUUUCACCAGCACCCCUUCAGCUGCCAAGACGACGCCCUGGUGGGAGCCAAACUAAUCCACGUUGGUACGUUUGUGUGGACUUACAGUGGCAUCAAAGUGCCUGUAUGUACAUGUAUAUAUGAACGCAUGUGCAGGCAGCGAUGCCGCCUGGCAAUAUGAAUGCUGCCCCCAGCCCAAUCGGACGACUUUAAGCGAUGAGACAGAGGCGUGGACAGACGAAAUCGGAGCAUCAAGCUGGAAGGUGUAUGUCCAAAUGUUCAACCCGGACUCGCCCAUCUCAUGCCCCGACAACAGCGUACUCACAGGGAUGCACUUGAAGAAGCUUGACGGGCCAACCAGGACGCAGUGGGAGUAGGUGGGGGGCAGAGAUGGUUCUUGAACUUCUUGCAACCCAUUGACGUGCUGCGUGGGACAAAUGUGUUGAUUCUCAGGUACAACUGCACGGAUCUCACGGCCUACACCCAGACUCAGCGGGACAACAUCUUCUGCCAGUGGCACUCCGUGGCCACCGGUGCUGGUCAUGGCUCCAUUUUUACGCGUAAGGCAUUUGACGAUUUACCCUCCCAUUCAGCACGUUCUUGUUCCCUUUGUGCUGGUGGGUGGCUGAAUGCAGCCGAUUCCUGGCGUGAACUGGAACACGCGCCACUUUCGUGUGAAACUCAUGAAGCCUUGAAUUUUGUGAAUAUGACAGUCGAUUGGCAAUCAGGACCUGAAUGUAAGUCAGUGAGAGAGCGGGCCGCGUGAGCUCUCCUUCCUUUUCUCUUUCUUUGAUCUUUUUGUUUCUUUCUGCUUGUUCAGCCUCGUUUGAUGUGACGUUUGACUACCGAUGCUGCUCUGUCACCUUGUGUGGCGACGGAUGGGUAGGACAUGAAGAGAUAUGCGACGAUGGGAAUGUCGUCAAUGAUGACGGAUGCCGUGACAACUGCACUGUCGAGCCGGGAUGGCUAUGCCUUGUGCCAGGCAGCCCCUGCUGUAAGUCUGGGAAGAGAGACAGAUCGAUAUCAUUACAAUGGCUUGCAUUCUUUGUAUUUUUCUGAAGUUUCCGUGACGACAACGUCUUCCCCCACGCCGACACCCUCCCCCACCCCGACACCGUCCCCCACCCCGACACCCCUUCCAACGGCGCCGCCAGUGGACGACUGCUACUGCUCGGAGGGAUCCGGAUGCGGUAAGCGCACCCGAAGGGGACAAAAUUAUGCUUCACUCGGGCUAUGACUGCUCUACUCUAUAGACAACUCCGUCUGCAGUAACUGCAGGAUUCGAUUCGGUGACGUUCUCGAACGUUGCACGAGACUCGCGCUUACUUUGUUUUGUAUUCAGACACUCCGGUUCGGUACGCCUGCUACGCCAAUUGGACCUCCGACCAGUGUAUGGAAGCCGGCGACAACUACACUUGGUGCGGCGGAGGUGAGCCAUUCACCACGUGCCUAUACCAUCCAUCCGCCUGAUGUGUCAGGGACAGCUUCCCCUCCGGUUGUCACCACACCGCCCACCGAGGUCACGUCCCCGCCCACAAGCCCUCCCUCCUUCAUCGACAAUAUCACAGACGACGACGUCGGCAAAAUCAAGGUGACCACGGGUAUACAAUGCACAAGCCCUUCGACACUCACUCUCUCCAUUGACGUCGCUUCUGACAACAGGAAGGGGAUUCGCUCAAUGACACGGAAGUGGGGAAGGCGAUCGAUGAGCUGCUGGAGGAGGAGGAGGACGCACCGCCAAUUGACUCUGUGGACGCCUUCGCCGAUCGGCUGGUGCGUGCGAUCCAAGUGGCCGCUGCGCUCAAGAACGCAAGCAGAGACAGCAGCCUUCCCAACGGCACCGAGGGAGACACCAAGGCGCAAAAGCGAGUGAUAAUGAGGGCACUACUCAAAGACCUCAACAAGGCACGACGACCAACAUCCUCUUGCCAGAGCGUCUCUGUGCCACUCAUCGUUCCACGUCGUGUAUGGUGUCUCUCAUUCAGGUGGCCACCGAGCGAGGACGUCUGGGUGACGUGUCGAGCAGCGGAAGUGAGGUGCUGCUGUCCGCCGCUACACUCGCCACAACCAUCGAGGCCGCUGACGAGGCCGAGACCGACGAGAUCGACGACACCGCAAUGGCCGUCAACACAUUCGCCUCACUCGUCACUGUCUCGAGGCGCGCCAUCGCACAGACCGACAACGCGACACCACAAGAGAAAGCCAAAGCCCUCAGUGGCGUCGGCCAUUAUCUUGAUGCGGCCGCGGGCCUCUUCAGGCAGCUCAACCGCACGGCCAAGUCGCUACGGGCACCGAAUCGACGGCUCAGUGGAGACGGAGCCACACCGACAUAUAACGAUAUGGCGUGGGACAUUCGCAACACGACGAGUCAACUGGGCGACAGCUUGGUGUCUCGCGUGGCUUUGCUCGAGGAGGGCAAGCGCAGCGUCGAAGUGGCGAGUGCCGAGGGCGGGACAAGCAUGCGGGUGGCAACAAGGGACCAAGCUGACGAGGCCAUGCUCUCGAUGGGGACGGCCGAGCAGAGUGUGGCCGUCGGAUUCCCAUCAGCAGUAGACUCGUCGACCACCAACUGCGGCGGGCAAAUGAACACCGCUGAGAGUGUGCAGCUGGUGUGGUGGUCCGACGACCCAUUCCAAUAUGCCUCCAGUGAUGAGCAGCAAGACCCCGCCAACGUGACGACCAACAACACACUCACACGUGCCGCUGCACAAGGCACAUUCACCAUCUCGGUACGCAAGUGAGACGCAUCCAUCCGUGCCUCCAUUCAAGGCCCUUGUCUGCCUCUGCCUCCAUUUGUGUGUGCGUGUUCGUACCAUUAGGGCCGUCGGUGCGGUAGCGACAUGCAGCUGAGGGCGUCGGCGGGCGGCGAGCCAUUUCGCAUUUUCCUGCCCCGGCCGCCUUCCCAUCAGCUGAGGAGGUCUCUGCAGCAGACGGCCAACGGCAACAUGACAGUGGUCGUCGAGGACGCCUGUGGAUUCUGGAACGACACAACAACGCAAUGGGACACACAGGGUGGGUGGGUGGGUCGAUGAGCGAGCCAGCAACUUACAGCAGUGGCCGUCUUGUGCUGACAGGCUGUCGUGUGAAUGAGGUGCUGUCCAACAGCAGCACGCUGUGCUGCGAGUGUGACCAUCUCACUGACUUCGGCAGCGUCUUCAGGUGACACACCCUCAAUGAGUCACUCACCGCACAUAUAUACAGAGAUAUGUGCGUGCAUACUGCAGGAGUGUGAUAGUUGACAGCAGCAUAGCGGAUGUCUUGGGUGGUGCCGAUGAAUCGCUCAAGAGGAUUGGCGACAUCACCGCAAUUGUGCAGAACGUCGCCGGCAUCUUCGUUUUCAUCAUGAUUGCCAUCCAUCUCGUCUGCCUCGCCGUCUCCAUCUACUUCGACUGCAAACACCCGUACCAAUGCAUUCAAGCAGACAGACAGACAGACAGACAGACAAUGACAGCAGUACUUACAGGGCUCGCUAACACACCCUGCUGUGGUGUGUGCAGCAUCACCAAUGAAAUCCUCUUGGACAUCUGGAUGACGGACCCACUUCUGGUGAGUGUACGGAAGACAUUCGCCUCAUGGCAUAGAUUCGCAUCCUUCUAUGCGGCUCACAGGAUGCUCGACACACUGCGGUCAGCACUGGAGGAUUCCAUCAACCGGGUCAAUCUUGUGUUGCCCCUGUUUGUCCUCCUUCGUUGCUUGCGUGCCCAUGCCCGUGCGCAGCGUACGCGUCUGCAGAAGGUCAGCAGGGACUGUUGGAAGGUUGGCCGUCUGUAUGUGUGUGUGCAUGUGCAGGGGAUACAUCAAUGCAGCCGGAGGGCGUACCACCCCUUCUGGUGCGACUUCCUGGUGUGCCGCAUCGUCGGCGGCUGCUGGCUCUUCUGCAAGCGAAGGGAGCCGACUGUCCACCUCCAGGAGCUCCGGACACUCAGACAAGUCAGACAAGAGCUUUUGCACGAGCCGCCGAAGCAGCGACCCCGCGAGGACAGUCUCGUCGCCAUCGAGCAGGCAAAGCCUCCAGUGGUGAGCAACAUGCCGAGUUCUACUGACAAGAAGCCAUGGUAAAAAUGGGGGAGGCAGAGAACGAUGUACAUCCAUUGCGUACUCUCGCUCUUGCAUCAGGUCGGAUGGAGCAAGAGUGCGCCGCUUCUCUCUGUCGACUGCCUUGACGGGACAUCAAGCGGACACGGCGCAAACAGACAGCAAGAGCCUACGAUACCGAGUGCAGGAAGCCUUACCCAGCUUGACCGAUUUCAUCAAGUAUGCAUUCGUCAAGAAACAGCAAGAAAACAGCCCGAGUUCCCGCUUUGAGGUCAAGAAAACGGCGACGGACCUCAGUGUCUCGGGCCCUUUACCCAAGCAGGACCCCAAUUGGAGCGUCAUGCCUCAGUCGCCGCUCUCUCUAGCCGGCGACGAACCAUCAGGCACAUACGGUGCGUCGUCGCCGGCGCGUAGGCGGGCGAGUGUUCAGAGUGUAGAUUCACAGGUCAGCGAAGACCACAAGUCUGAGAACGAAGAGCGGGGACCACAGCAAGGGCCCAGAGGUCUAUCGUUUGCGCCGUCCGUGGGCGCCCAAGUACACAGCCCACGCACAGGGUCAAUCUCAGUCUGUCUAUGUGCACACCCCCUCUGUUCUGCACCAUCAGAUGGACGCCAGAGGGAUGCAGAUAUUUCAGCAGCUGAUGAGAGAAGAGAAGAGAAAUACUGUCAACCUCGUCAAGUGAGGGCCCUGCCUUUGUCAGUCGCAAUGUGCCUGCUACCAAUUGCCUGUCCUCGCAGGAGUGGUGUGUUGAAAGAGGCAUUGAGGCAGAGACUUCUCCUCGAACUCCAGCGGCAGCAGGCGGGAGCCGUCUUGAUUCAACGGCACUGGCGUGCCCUUCUUACCCGCAAGAAAGGACAGAAGGCCUCGACGCAGUUGAAGGAAGGGGAGCAGGUUCCUGAUAUUGAAGACACGCCCUCGGCAAAGCUGUUCGGCCGUCCUCAGAAGAAGGGCACCAUCGAAAUGGAGGACGAGAGGCAGGGCCAGAUGCAGCCGGAGGAAGGGGAAGAGGAAGUACCGCAAGACGAACGCAAGCACCGGAAGGGAUUUGAGGAUGUUGCUGCUCCGGCCUCCGACUCUGCCCAGUCACCUGCCAGCCUGACGAGCCGCUUUCAGACAAUGGUCGACUCGGAGGGCUCACCUACCCACACAAACACACAGGAAGAGGAGGAUGAGGAGGACGAUAACGCCGAUGACCUGUCACCCAAGCUGCAGAAGGGCCAGACUAUUCCGAUUGCUGACGCCUUGGGCCACCAGCAGCAGAGGGAGGUGAAGCUUAUGGUCGAUGACGGAAAGAAGAGGCCCGCUCACAAGGUGAUGCAGGGGAAGGCUGCCGCUCCGCGUCGCAAGAGCGUGACGGAGUUGUGGGGCGAUCUGAACAUUGAGGUGGACAUGAUGGUGACGCGGACGAUGAGGAGGGUCGAGUAUAUCGAAUGGGGGCCGACCAAGAUGUUCAAAGAGGUCGUCAGGCGAGACCAUCCGAUAAUGAAGCUCUUCAUCCUCAAUCCAGCGUACGCACCAGACUCCUUGGGGCACACAAUUGCACACGAAGAUGAGUGGAUGACACACGUGUCUCCUCCCGUCUCAAUGCAGGUAUACUGCCGUUCAGCGCGUUUUCUUCUUCGGCAGCAUCAGUCUGGGGAUACUGACAAUGUGCGCCGUCUUCUUCGACCGCACACGCAUGACUGGCGAGGGUACCGAGAACGUGCUGCUGUCCUUCCAGACUUCGGACAUCGCCUGGAAGCUCACCCUGCGGCAGAUCGCCGUGCUCAUCUGGUCUAUCAUCCUCGCCAAACCGGUGGGCCACUUCAGUGCAGCCUUGCCCAUACACGCCCCUUCUGUCCUGUCUGUUGUAUGAUGUCCGUCGCAGGUACCCAUCGUGCUCAUCCUCCUCUUCAGGAAGACUGUGCCUCACAUCAGACCCUCACCCACACGAAUCGGUGAGCGUCUCGCAGGAGGCAUACAUUUGAGACAGUUUUGCCUGCUCUCCACAUGCGUCUGCAGCAGACUACGACGUGCCCGCGGGUAAGAGUUUCUUCCUUGCCAAACGUACUAGUACAAGCUUCGCCAAGAGUGGGCGCCGCAUUGCAGAAAUCACUGGCCGCCACUCAGGUGGGUGGGCAAUAUCCUGCCCUGCUCGGCGUGAUGCAUGGUGUACUCUUUGUGUCUUCAGGCCACUUCCCGCUUGAAAAGAAGACGGCCGUGCUAACACGAUGGCGGGUGAAAGCGAGGAUCGGCGUGGCCAUUGCCCUUAUCUACUGGUUUGUGUGCGCCUCCUUCCUGGUGUUAUUCGCCUUCUCUGAGCGGCUGGAGCAGCACGACAAUCGACCCUCGUACAUCAUAUAUCAAGACUUCGUGUUGGCAUGCUCAGGUAGGUUGCAUGGCACAGCCACUGAGGGAGAGAGAAAGACAUCUAUCACCGUGGUGGCAUUUUUUGUCGCAGUCGAAACCCUCAAUACCUUCAUCCUGCAGCCGAUCAUCAACUUCAUCCUGUUGUCUCUGCUGCUCAUGGCAAUCCUGCGCAUCGGCUUCUGCGACUGGAUCGUUUGGAUGAUGCCCCACUGGUAAGCGAGCGACACAAGGCAGACGGCGAUUGCCCGCCUACGCCAUCCGUGCGCAUGAGGGAUGCUAUCUAUCUAUCAUAUCUAUCUAUAUGAUUCGGUCAGGUUCGACUUCACCCACGUGCAUGCGGUGUCUCUGCAUGAGCUGACCAUCCAACUGCAGGCCAUCACUGACACACAGGAGCUCACGCGGGGCAUCCUGGGGUUUGCUGGAUUAAACAUUGACAGCAUUGGAUUCGUCCAGGACGUUUUCUCAUUCUGA